Molecule: messenger RNA, 790 nt
Organism: Teleopsis dalmanni
Lineage: Eukaryota; Metazoa; Arthropoda; Insecta; Diptera; Diopsidae
Product: adult cuticle protein 1-like
Exons: 2
Coding region: 1-558 (185 amino acids)
Source: RefSeq, a predicted model, not a curated record
AUGUCCAAAUCAGAAUCAAAACCAAAAGCGUUCGUUGAACACAGCUUGGAACAGCAACUUAGAGAUCCUUUUCUUCUUCUUCACAUUUCUUCUUCAAACCUAGAACAUAUCAACAUGAAGUUCGUUGUUGCCGUAGUCAUGUUGGCUCUUGCCGCUGGUGUGCAAUCAUCAUUGUUGGCACAAGUUGCUCCAGGUGUUUCUUAUGUUACACCAGCUUUGCAUGGUGCGUGGGGUGGUGCCUGGGAUGGUGCAUGGGGACAUGGUGGAGCAUGGGGUACUGGACUUGGUUUGGCUCAUGCACCAGCUGCUGUUGCCGUGCACGCUGGUACAGCGUGGGGUGCAAGCGGACAUGGUUGGGGUGUACCCGGCAUUUCUUUAGCUCAAGGUCCAGCACAUGGUAGUAUUGCUGCUGCAGCUCCAUUGGCUCUAGCUACCGGUCAUGGUCAUGAGGGUGUCUAUGUAGCUAAGACUCGUGGUGCUAUCCACACUGCUCCAUUGGCUGGUCACAUUAGCUCAGCUACUUCAGUCAAUGUAGCCCCAGCUCCUGGCACUCAUUAAAUUCACAAUUUAAAAAUAAUUAAAAUUCACUUUGACGACAGCAAUGCCAAAUGAAGAUGAAUACGUACCGUCACACACUUCACACUUCAAUCCUGUUCACUUUAGCAACAACCCACCACUGUUGUAUUAAUAAUCUCUCAUUUUCUUUAAUCGUAUUUUUAGUAAAAGAACUAUUACUCAAUCUCCAACAACAAUUACUACGACAACGACAACAACAUCAACAACAACAACA